AUGGGUCUUCAUAGUUACACAAUGGAAAUGAAUCGUUUCGGUGAUUUGACUCAUGAAGAAUUCAAGAAACAAAUGAAUGGAUUUAAGAUGAAUGCUAACGUCGAUCAAAGUAAAUAUGAUCGUCAUAUGUUUUUGGCUCCAUCAAAUGUUGUUAUUCCCGAUCAAGUCGAUUGGCGCAAAGAAGGAUAUGUUACUCCUGUUAAAGAUCAAGGCCAAUGUGGAUCAUGUUGGGCUUUUUCAGCUACUGGUUCACUCGAAGGUCAAACAUUUGCUAAAACCAAAACACUUCCUUCACUAUCUGAACAACAAUUGGUCGAUUGUUCGAGCAAAUUUGGUAACGAGGGAUGUGAUGGUGGAUUGAUGAAUAAUGCCUUUGAAUAUAUCAAACAGAACAAUGGUAUAGAUUCCGAAAAGAGUUACCCAUAUCAAGCCUAUGAUGGAAAAUGCCGUUUCAAACCAGAAGAUGUUGCUGCCACUGAUAUUGGCUUCGCUUAUGUUAAGGAAAAAAAUGAAACCGACCUUACGAUUGCAAUUGCUACAGUCGGUCCUAUUUCAGUCGCUAUUGAUGCUUCGCAAGAUUCAUUCCAAUUUUACUCGGGCGGUAUCUAUAAUGAACCAAUGUGCUCAUCGACUGACCUUGACCAUGGUGUGUUGGCUGUUGGAUAUGGCAGUGAGGGAAAGAAACAUCCAAUUGAUUAUUAUAUUGUAAAGAACUCAUGGGGUGAAGGAUGGGGUGAUGAUGGUUAUAUUUUAAUGCUUCGAAACUCAAACAAUCAAUGCGGUAUAGCCACUAUGGCCAGUUAUCCAUUUGUUUAA
Molecule: messenger RNA, 816 nt
Organism: Rotaria sp. Silwood2
Lineage: Eukaryota; Metazoa; Rotifera; Eurotatoria; Philodinida; Philodinidae
Source: the annotation of a GenBank genome assembly